Messenger RNA from Cynara cardunculus var. scolymus (artichoke), 1132 nucleotides. Its product is annotated as double-stranded RNA-binding protein 1-like. The coding region runs from base 124 to 921 and encodes 265 amino acids. Gene Ontology annotation, cellular component: nucleus. Gene Ontology annotation, molecular function: double-stranded RNA binding; ribonuclease III activity. Gene Ontology annotation, biological process: rRNA processing; regulation of gene expression. The transcript has 4 exons. The record is from RefSeq and is a predicted model, not a curated record. NCBI's taxonomy places the organism in Eukaryota, Viridiplantae, Streptophyta, Magnoliopsida, Asterales, Asteraceae.
UAUUCGCGCGAUAAACCUCACAAAAAUUCUUUUCGUUGUCGUCACCUUCUGUGUUCGCUGCCUCCGUUUCUCUAGGGUUUCGCCUGAGCAAAUCAGGUCAAACCUCCGGAUCUCAAGAGGUACAUGGAUGAGCAAUUACAGAGUGUGUCAAAUUGUUAUGUAUUUAAAAGUCGGUUGCAAGAGUAUGCUCAAAAAGCAGGACUCACAACACCUAUUUAUCGUACAAUCAAGGAAGGCCCUUCGCACCAGCCAUUAUUUAGGUCAACUGUGGUCGUAAAUGAUGAAAGUUACCAUUCUCUGACUGGAUUUUUGAAUCGCAAGGCGGCUGAACAAUCUGCUGCUGAAAUUGCUCUCAUUGAAAUUGCCAAAUCUGGGGCCACAGACAAAAGCGUUUCUCAUCCCGUGCAUGAAACGGGAUUAUGCAAAAAUCUACUUCAAGAAUACGCACAAAAGAUGAACUACGCUAUUCCAUCCUAUAUCUGCACAAAGGACGAGAAAAAGGGCAGAGAAUCCCCGUUUUCUUGCACAGUCGACAUAGGAGGAAUCAAAUACAUAGGUGCAUCAGCCAAGACAAAGAAGGAAGCCGAGCUUAAAGCCGCAAAAACCGCACUUUUAGCUAUACAGAUGAGCGCACCUGAACCUAAUGGAAAACCUGACACACCCGAUACAGAAUCCAUAUAUACGGUGGUCCCCACCAAACGGAAGGCACCUGAGCGGCCCGUGGUGGAAACCGAGGAAAAAGUGAAAACGAAUAAAAGGAAAAAAAGCCGGUUUCACAAACGACGGAAGAAGAAAGUUGAAGCAUCGGGUGACGUUGAGGUCAAAACGAAUGAUCCUUCUGCUGCGGAAGUCAAUGAUUUGAAGUCAAACGGAGGAAGCGUUUUGGUAGGGUGUGGUAAUCCGGGUUCAGUCUUAGAGUAGGAAUCAUUGUGGGGAGAUAAAAUUGGGAGAUUUGGAGUUAGAUUUAGAUGUGAUUUUAUUAUUAUAUGAAUGGAAUUGGUUGGGAUGUAGGAAGGAACGUCUUGGUGCCUUUUGAGCUUGAAGGCUCUUAAGAGUUUGUUAUUGUAACUAUUAUUACUACUUUGAUGGUGACUGGUUGGUAUGCAAUGGAAUCUCGGUUUAUUUUGUAGAA